AUGCGACCUCGGCAUACAGCGCCGGAAGUAGUUCCAUCUGACAUCGAAGGGGGUGGCAACAGCUAUGGCAAGACCAUCUCCAUGGCAGGUUCUGGAGGCCGACCCAUAAUCCAACCGUUCGAGGGCCAUGGAGGCGGCGACGGCAAGUCCAAGGGCCGCAGGGGCAUGGCCAUGGACAAAGAGCUUCUGCAGAAGGUCGGACUGGGAGUCGGAGGGGUUUGGCUCCUUGGUUGGCUGCUUCUCGGGUGGGAUGUGAUGUGGCCGCUGUACCUGGUAUAUGACUUGCUUCAUUACAUCUUGUCCUUCCCUCCAUUCUCCUGGUUCUCCUGGAUGUUUGGUGGCUGGAUGUCUCGGGGGGCGCCGGUUCUGAACCAUGGCCAGCCCAUAGAGGAGGCAACGCUGCCUGCAGGACAGGUGUCUCAGUAUGUCAACAGCUACGUGCAGCAGUACGGCGACGCUGCUUUGAUCUUCGCAACGAACGAUGGGUAUCCCCAGAUUGUGAAGGAGCUCAUCCACAACGAGGAUCUGGGCUACAGGGACCUGGUGGAUGCACGCGAUGACAGUGGGAACACAGCUCUGAUCUACGCAGCCGCAAAGGGAUUCCGGCAGUGCACAGCGGCCCUGCUCCGCGCCGGCGCCGAUCCAGAGCUGCCCAACCAGGGCAACGGUGGGCGAACUCCGCUGAUGGAGGCAGCAGGUGGAGGAUACAAAGACAUUGUUUCGGCUCUGCGAAUGAUGCCUAAAAUUUCCGUCGAUCUUGCUGAUGAUCAUGGCAACACGGCCCUGCACUAUGCGGCCUAUCAUGGUCAUCUUGCAGUCGUCAUGGAGUUGCUGAAAAGCAACCCCAACAAGGACCUUAAGAACAUCUAUGGUCACACUGCGGCGAGUUACGCUGCUUCCAACAAGUUCAAGGGCAUAGCCGACGUCCUGAACAGGGCCGAUCCCGCCAGAUCACAAAGGAGAGCCCAAGAGAAGGAGAAAGCGGACGAAGAGGCCGCCAAGGAAAUUGAAGACAAGAUCCGCGAGCAUUUGAAUCAGCUGAAGUCAAAGCAGGAACAUGAAGAGAAGAGCAAACACGUCAAGGGGAAAGCUGAGAACCUGCAUGACCGUGAUGCAGAGGCUCCCCAGGCCCAGGCGCCUGGGCCUGGGCGCCGAUCUGUGGCUUACGUCUCGGAGCCCGUGACUGCACGCUGGGCACAUGGCCAGGGCACGGCCGGCACGGGCACGGCUUCGCCAGAUCCAUCCCCCCUCGUGCAGCCAUGGCCGCUGCCACCGGCACAGCAGCCACCGGCACAGCAACCCCAUCAAGCCUGCCUUAGCGAGCCAAGCAACAUCACGAACAAUCCGGCAUGCGACCUCUCCACGAAGCCUGCAGCAUCACCUCCGGAAGGAGUCGAUACAGAGGCAGCCAUUGUUGAUCUCAAAGAGCAGAUCGGUGGAUUGCGUAAAGAGCUCCAUGCAGUUCGCAGCAACUUGGAUGCUCAGCUGCGGAAAGAGCAGCCCCAGCUCGGCGCAUUGCGCCAGCGGGUGAACUCACUUUGCUCUGAACUGGCUGACUGUGGCACUGAAGCUCUGAAGAUGUGUUCGGAUCUCGGACAUCGAGCUGCUGGUGAUGCUGUUCUGCGAAGCCGCAGUGCACCUGGAGGCAAUGUGUGGCGGAGGCCAUCAGGCUGCCCACAAGCGCGGAAUCCCGCCAUCCGGCUUUCGACAGGGCCAGCAGUGUAUUCCUGCAUUCCAGCAACACUGUCUCCUCGCAUGCUGCGAGCAGCACCAAACGCUAAUGCCUCAGAACCGAUCACUAGUGGAGUCGCACGACGCUGCAGCGGACGCACAGAUGGGAGCAAUCUUCCAUCUCGAGCCCAAAGCGCGAACUCUGUGAAUGUGAUGACGGCGAACACCACUGCACAAAGCCUCCCCCGAAACGAGAGUGCCAGCAGCUUCGUAUUGACUGCUAAGCCUAUGCAAGUUCGGACCUCCGCGGUGUCCACAUUGGCCGCCCCGCACGCCCCACCAUCUCCGAAAGAGACGGUUCCGGCAAAAGCCUCAAGAGCUUGGUCACCAAAUCCUGUUCCAGGAUCUCUGACUCCGGAGAUUUUGCGGCAGGCAUCUGCGAAAUCGGCGGCUUCCGACGGAACUACCUGCCACAACUGCGGCAAUCGCCUGCCCCCUGAUGCUCCCUAUUGUCGGUUUUGCGGCUUGGGACGAUAUCGCGCAAGAGCGCCAAGGCAUUCAGUGUACCCUAGCUCCGAAGCAGAGGAUGCGGCAGCUGGAAUCAAUGAUGACGCGCUGCGUGAAGAGGUGGUCAAGCAGCUACACGAAAUGGCUGCGAACCCAGCGGAGAAUGCUCGCAUGAGUGAUCGCCUGAUCUCCGCCGGCUUCGGUCCGAUCAGCAUGCCGCAGGCGCAGCCAAGCUCUCCUUCAGGCAGCACAGUAGGCAGCCCCAGGAGCAGGAGGCGUGCCAUGGAACCUGUGCGAGAAGGGUCCCCAUUGGGCCAGUCGGCUUUGUGGCACAAGCCGGGCAGGAUUCCUUCAACAAUGAAGGAUGCUGGUAUGACAGGCCAAUGGUCGCCAAGACGUCCCUCUCAGCACUGGACCUCUCGGCGCUCAAAGUUCGUGCCCCGGCAGAUUGAUGAGAAGCAGAAGCAAAGUUCUUCUGGUAGUUGCGAAGGCUGGAGCCCACAAAGGCCUUCCAACUCCCGACUUCGAGCCAUCCAUAGAGAAAGACGAUGGCGUCUCGGAGUCUGA
This is a messenger RNA of Symbiodinium necroappetens, 2745 nucleotides long. The record is from the annotation of a GenBank genome assembly. NCBI's taxonomy places the organism in Eukaryota, Dinophyceae, Suessiales, Symbiodiniaceae.